AAUCAGUUAAUAUCACGUGCUCUAAUUUUUCUCAUUCAAUUGCAUCGCCUAAAUCUUUCCUAUAAAACAGCGGUCUUGAACAAAACUUCAACCACACUGCUCGUUCCAACCCACCAUUUCUUUUCUUCCCUUCAUUUCUGUUUACUUUCUCCGCCCAGAAAUCUCAACCCGCCGACAAUCCGGACCUCCAAUUUUCCCCAUGGACUGGGUUCGAGGACAUGAAAUUGGACAUGGCAGUUUCGCCACCAUCAAUCUCGCGCUGCCUUCUAAAACUUCUGCUGCUCAAUUUCCAUCAUUAAUGGCGGUUAAAUCAUCUGGAGCUGUCUGCUCUUCCUCGCUUAAGAACGAGAAGCAAGUUUUGGAUCUUCUCGGUGAUUGCCCACAAAUUGUUCGGUGUUUUGGCGAGAGCUGCACCCUCGAGAAUGGCGAGCAGUUUUAUAAUUUGUUUCUGGAAUAUGCUAGCGGCGGGAGUUUAGCUGAUAGGAUACAGACCCGCGGUGGUCGCUUGCCUGAAUUUGAGGUUAGGAGGUAUACGAGGACGAUUCUCGAAGGGCUUCGGUAUAUUCACGGAAAAGGAUUUGUUCACUGCGAUGUAAAACCCGGGAAUAUUCUCGUGUUCGAUGACGGGGAUGUUAAAAUUGCCGAUUUCGGAUUGUCGAAGAAAGCGGGAAAAAACAGAGCAGAAACAGAGCAAGAGAGGAAAUUCCAGCUGAGAGGCUCUCCUCUGUACAUGUCGCCGGAAUCGGUGAGUCAUAACGAGUACGAGUCACCUUGUGAUAUAUGGGCCGUUGGAUGCGGGGUGGUGGAGAUGUUGACAGGAAAACCCGCCUGGAAUUGCCGCCCGGAAUCCAACAUCUACUCUAUAUUGCUUCGAAUUGGAAUCGGAGAGGAGUUGCCGGAAUUUCCUAAAGAUCUCUCGGAGGAAGGGACGGAUUUUCUCGGAAAAUGCUUCAUCAAGGAUCCGACGAAGAGAUGGACGGCCGAGAUGCUUUUGAAUCACCCAUUCGUAGCAGACGCCGGAAAGUCUGCUCCACUGACGGCCAUGGAGGAAGCAUCGACAUCGCCGAGGUGCCCUUUCGAUUUCGAAGAUUGGGCAUCGGUUGAGUCGCAGGAGAUGGAUCAAAGAUUUUGGUCGAAUUCGUCGUUUUCGUCUUCCCCGACGGAGCGGCUGCUUCAGCUGGUGGACAACGAGGCAGUUGAUUGGUCUGUCGCUGACAGUUGGGUCACCGUCAGAUGAUUUUAAAUCGGGGUUUAAUUCGGCAGUCAGUGGACGUAAAAGACGGAGGGAUAUCAAUUACGAUGGGGUUGAGGAAAUUUUUUUUGGAGGAUCUUCAAUCGAAAUCGAAAUGAACGGUGCAGGAUUCAUUUGGUUUGUUGAUUAAUUUUAAUAUGUGUAAAUACCUAAUUUGGUGAAAGAUAGAUAGGUAUACACACCACACGGUUGAGUUGAUGGAUGGACACACCAAAUAUGGUGUGGUCCACUGUACAUAAAAACAAUUUCUUCGUUGAUAUGUGAAACAAUUAAAUAAAUAAAAAAAUCAUUGCUUUCCCAUCAAA
Momordica charantia (bitter melon) is the source of this 1557-nucleotide messenger RNA. RefSeq names its product mitogen-activated protein kinase kinase kinase 21 (gene MAPKKK21). The record is from RefSeq and is a predicted model, not a curated record. Gene Ontology annotation, biological process: signal transduction; protein phosphorylation. Lineage: Eukaryota; Viridiplantae; Streptophyta; Magnoliopsida; Cucurbitales; Cucurbitaceae. Gene Ontology annotation, molecular function: protein kinase activity; ATP binding.